UGCAGCUACUCCUUUUGAAUUUUGUCCGUUCGUGGCAGUAGAUUUGUUUAGGUAGACGAAGAGGUUGCAUCUGUCUUAAAGGACGAAUAUCCGCUGGCCAAAGGCUUUGAAGGUUGAAAACCCUUUGAGGUCAGCCAAGAUGGAUCUUAACUUGGGUGUUAAGGCUCUUCUUAGCUGGAUUAACAGUAUAAAACUGUCUGACCGAGGAUUUACUAUCAACGAUUUACAAGAUGGAACAGUCUUACUAAAAGUUAUUUCUAUGCUGAAAAAGGAAUCAGUCUCCUGUGUCAGUAAUUCCAUUGAGAAACGGUUUAACCUCAUUGCAGACUUCCUGGAAAAGGAGUGCAGAUUUAGUGAAACCAAUGGCACUUCAUUGUCUUGGGACAAAAUAAGAGAUGGCAUCAACCUAACAGUGGAAAUUUCAAAGGUGCUUUUGUUGCUCGUGUACCAUGACAUAAUGAAUGAGCGUCGCACCCUGAACAUGUUGGAAUGCGAAGUGGAGCAGGAGAUAGCAAACCUAACUGGUUCCUUUGUAAUGGAGAGCGAGGGCUGUGUUUAUCUGAGCAAUGGGCUUGAAGCUUAUUUAAAAAGGAUACAUUUGUCUGUCUCUCAUGAAAUAUUUGAGCGAUCAACAACCACCUCUACCUCCAGCUUGUCGACCAUUUCCUCACUGUCGGAUGAUGAGUCCCCUGUCUUGCACCGUGCACAGAAAAUCACAUUCAUGGAUAUGCAUACUGUGGCUUCUUCCUCAGUCAGCAAAUCUUCUCUGUACUGCUUAUUUCAGUGUAUUGUGGUUUCCUCCUACCAACACCUUACAUAA
Micropterus dolomieu (smallmouth bass) is the source of this 820-nucleotide messenger RNA. RefSeq lists its product as uncharacterized. Lineage: Eukaryota; Metazoa; Chordata; Actinopteri; Centrarchiformes; Centrarchidae. The record is from RefSeq and is a predicted model, not a curated record. The transcript is spliced from 10 exons. The coding region runs from base 140 to 820 and encodes 226 amino acids.